Molecule: messenger RNA, 4107 nt
Organism: Protomyces lactucae-debilis
Lineage: Eukaryota; Fungi; Ascomycota; Taphrinomycetes; Taphrinales; Protomycetaceae
Product: putative nucleoporin
Exons: 2
Coding region: 1-4107 (1368 amino acids)
Biological process (GO): transcription-dependent tethering of RNA polymerase II gene DNA at nuclear periphery; protein import into nucleus; protein localization to nuclear inner membrane
Cellular component (GO): nuclear pore inner ring; nuclear pore
Molecular function (GO): structural constituent of nuclear pore
Source: RefSeq, a predicted model, not a curated record
AUGCCGAGCCAGGUGCAGGUCCAGAGGCAGCAGCAUGCUCAAUCGCCUGCUCAGGCUACAGGGGCGGCUGUCCAAAAGCCACAGCAGCAGCAACAGCAGCAGCAGCAAGGCCAAGGACAAGUCUCGUCUCAGCAGCAGCAGCAGCAACAACCACAAGCCAUACAGCCGCAGCAGUCGGCGAGAGCAGCUGCAUUGACUCGAGGCAACCAGGCCAUCAAUCAAUGCCUCGCGCAAGACCAAGCUUGGCCCGAGUUAGGCGAUAUUCUGAGUCAAGGAUCCUCGACCGAGUAUACCUGGCAAACGGCCCCUGCGUGGCAGCCUUUUGCACGCAGCGAGAUUGUCAAUAUUCCAGACACCAUCUUUGAGCAGUACAACUCGACAGAAUGCUACACACAGAUGGGCUUGUUUGGUGACAUUCAGCGCGCAUGGAUCACAGUCGACAACAGGCUGUAUCUCUGGAACUACGCAGACGGGCAGGACUUUCAAGCGUAUGAGGAUCAUCCACAUACGUUGACUGCCGUGGCUCUAGUAAGACCGCGGGGCGGCGUCUUUGUCGAUGCAAUCACGCAUCUCCUUGUGCUGGCAACACCCUACGAUAUCCUGCUGCUCGGCGUAGCGAGCCCAAAAAACCACAAGGGAGAGAUGCAAUUCUACGCGACACGAAUGAGUGUCCCCGUCACUGGCAUCGACGUCAAUUGUAUAUGCAGCACGGACUCAGGCCGCAUAUUCUUUGCCGGUAAGGCAGACGCACAUGUCUAUGAGCUACGAUAUCAAGCAGAUGAAGGCUGGUUCUCACGGCGAUGCAGCAAGGUCAACUUGACAGGCUCGGCUUUUGACAAUUUCAUCCCUGCACUCGCAACAAAGGCCACUGAACAUCUCGUCCAGCUUGUGGUAGACAACUCACGCAAGCUGCUAUACACUCUCUCUUCAAAGUCUACCAUCAGAGCGUAUGCAAUUGAAGAGCCCGCUAGCUUGUCGUUGUGUGCUACUUACACUAUUUCCAGUGCUGCUUCACAUGCCCAAAUGAUCAAUGCAGCUUCACCACUACUCGAUCCACGCUCAACAAGCAUCGUCUCGCUUUGUCCAAUUCCAGCAAGCGACUCGAAGCAAAUAUAUCUCGUUGCAGUAACGAGUACCGGCUGCAGACUCUACAUGCGCUCGUCCGCAUCGGGCUUUAAUAGCGCCUCUGCUCGCAUGUCUUCCCUGCAAGUUUCCCAUGUCCGCUAUCCACCCGCUCCACAUACGCAGACACCGCGAGCGCCGCCUCAACUCAGUCUCACUGCUCCCAAUGCACUGCCCGCUCCCAAUGCACAAUCAAGCCAGACUGCACAGACAUCCCAAGUUUUGGCCAAUACAACACGCGCUCAGCUCUUUUCGCCGCACUUAUUUUUUGAUGUGGCUAAGAGCAAUGAUCCUGCCACACCAGGCGACCGACUCUUGGGAUGUGCGCCCGAAGCCGACAAACUGGCAUUGCAGUUUUCAGCUGGCAAUACGCGGCCUUUACUUUCUGAAUCUUGCUGCUGGCUGCCCAUUGAAGGUUUUGUUCAGGAUGUCUGUGCUAUUCAGCAAGCAUCCUCCACAGCCUCUGGUAUCGGUGCCGAGCUAAUAACACAAUUCACACUGCCGCCCGCUUCUUUUGCUGUACUUACCAAUACUGGCGUGCACAUCAUCAAGCGUCGCAGAACUACAGAAGUCUUUGCCAGUGCACUACGGCACGCACCCUCUGCCGCAGGAGGCAUCGAAGCCGAAAUGCGCCUCUUCUUUGAAAAUAUCGGUCGCGCUGAAGGUUGUGCGACGUGCCUGGGAGUUAUUUGCGGUGGCUUGGAUGGUACAGAUGUCGACGAAGCUACAGCAGGUGGUAUUCAGUACAACAGUCGAUUGACUGCCUCGCAAGUUCUCGAAACGAGUCGACGCUACUUUAUCGAAUUCGGUGGCAAGGCCUUUGUGGAUGAAAAUCUACAUCGCCAUUUCGCAGAUGCCGGGCAGGCCACAUUACCGACGCUUGAGAUGGUCCGUCUGUCUGGUCGGCAUGAUGGCGUUGCAUUGUACGUCGCACGCACGGUAGCUUCCUUCUGGCGACUGCCCAUCAUGCGUCAAAUAGUGCCUGGUGAGUAUGUUUCCUCCUUGUCGGAAAGCACGCUGCAAACUGUGCAAAGCCGCAUCAUCAGCCUCCGUCAAUUUCUUGAAGCCAACAAGCAUGCCAUUGAAGGGCUUGCAGGACCAGAGCGUCUCCUUGGCACAACAAACCGUCAAGAAGAGAUUGUGUUGCAGGCUGAACAUCGCGGCAUGCAUGCGCUUCUUACGCUCAUUGUGCAAAUUAUUGAGUGUCUCAGCUUUAUUCAAGUCUUGAGCGACAGUCCAGAAGGCAAGAUGACAGAUAUUCUUCGAUCUGUCCCUCCCGCUGUGCAGCAAGAUGCCAUCAAAUUGACCUUUGAGGAGCUGCUGACAUCUCAAAAAGGCCAAGAUAUUGCCAAAGAACUCGUUACUGCCAUUGUUAACCGACGCAUCGCUCAAGGAGGUACCGUCGAAUCAGUGAGCGAGACGCUGCAAAAGCGAUGUGGAUCCUUCUGCUCUUCUGAUGAUGUGGUGCUAUACAAGGCCAUUGAACAAUUAAAGCGUGCGAGAGAUGCGCCGACAGUCGGCGAACGCGAACGCAUUCUGCGUGAGUGCCUGCGGCUCUUCCAGCACGCCGCAGCAACACUGUCACUCGACAACUUGCGUGAUACAAUGGAGGAGUUUGAACAGAUGCAAUUCUAUGCAGGAGCGCUGGAACUUGCCUUCUCUGUGGCGCACGCGUCAGACCCAUCCGAUGUGGCUCUUGGCUACAUGCAAGAUGGCAAGCCAGAGAAUGAUGCGCGCGCUGCAUUCUUUGCAAAGCGCGAGCAGUGCUACACAUUCAUGUUUGCAACCCUCGACAAGCUUGAAGGUGCCUUUGCAGCGCAAGAUUCUGCUUAUGCUGGGUCUUCGCAUGUGUCGCCCUUGUCAUCUUUGCGUGAUGCCGCAUAUGCCGUCAUUGGUAGUUCUUCUGAUGCACUGUUCCAUAACCUUUUCUAUGACUGGUACGUGUCGCGCAACCUGCAGGAGCGGCUGCUUGAGAUCUCAAGUCCAUUCAUUGAACCUUACUUGCGUCGCAAGGCGCAAUCGAGUCUGGCUUUUGCCAACUUGCUUUGGCAUUAUCAUGCGCGUCGGCAGGCCUAUCUUGAUGCAGCCAAAGUGUUGCAUAACAUCUCUCGCAGCGGUUAUGAUUUGCCACUUGAGCAGCGAAUCGAGUACCUCAGUCAGGCAAAAAGCUUCCUGGCUUGUGUGGCAACACAAGAUGGUGCUGCUCAGCUGCUGGAAGUCAUUAGCGAGGAGCUUGAUGUCAUGGGCAUCCAAGAUGAUUUGUUGAAUAGCUUGCGCAAUGACACGCGUUUGAGAGAGGAUAAAAAGGCUGAGCUCAUCGCAAAGCUCGAUGGUAAAUUGGUCCCGCUAACAGAUCUUUUCAACCAAUUCGCCGAUCCACUGGGCUACGGCGAGGUGUGUCUUGCCAUUUUUCAAGCCGCUGGGUAUCGGGGCACACUGGAAAUUCGCAGUUGUUGGGAGAAAUUGCUUGAGCGCGAACAUGAGCUUGCAGACGAGCAAGGGGGCCCCGCGCCCUUUGAAAGAGUCGGCAACAAGGUACGUCAGCUUGGUAGACGCUUUGGUGCAGAUGAAGUCGUUUUUUCGCUGGAAGAGCUACUGCCUAUGCUCGAACGGUACCACCUACAACGGCAAAAGGGCGAGGCGCCGCGAGGCUGGGCUGUAGAAGUUCUACUGGAAGCAGAAGCACCGCACGAAGCACUCUUUGCCGUGCUGGAAGACUUGUACCUGCAGCCUGCUUGGCAAGCAAAGCAAGCAACAGUUCAUCUGAUUGGCGAGACACUCGCAUUGCUGUUGCGUUGGGUCGAAGUCUCCAUGCGUCCUGGUACUCUGCGGUACUACGAUACACCCGGACAGAGCUUCCCCGUCGAAAGGGCGUCAGAUGCGCUUAAGCGGUCAGAAAGGCUACUUGGUAAUGCACAGGGUGCUGUCGCGAGCGAGUUGCGUAUCGAAACGCAGAAGCUGCAAAGACGCAUCAGAGACAUGUAG